This is a messenger RNA of Nylanderia fulva, 2088 nucleotides long. RefSeq names its product G-protein coupled receptor moody (gene moody). The record is from RefSeq and is a predicted model, not a curated record. Lineage: Eukaryota; Metazoa; Arthropoda; Insecta; Hymenoptera; Formicidae. Gene Ontology annotation, cellular component: membrane. Gene Ontology annotation, molecular function: G protein-coupled receptor activity. Gene Ontology annotation, biological process: G protein-coupled receptor signaling pathway.
ACCCACGGGGCCUGUAUCUAGUGUGUAUAAUCUGACGGAAUGCUGGUUAAGCAGCAGUCUAUCCACGGUGACGCUGACGCAUAUGCGGUAUCCGCGUCACUGGUCCCCGAGUUGCGUGACUCCGGUCCCCGGGAGAAUCGAUCGCGCGCAGUCAAAAUCCGCGAGUCGCCACGUGCGAAGUGUCACUUUUGCUAAAGUCGAAUAAUUUAAAAAAAAUUACAAGACAAUAGCCCGCAGAGACAAUAUGGUUCCUGAGGAAUAAACUAGUCAAAAGUUACAUCGCGAAUAGUUACAAGAAAAUCAUAAUCUCGUUCGCCAGAUAUCGUGCAAUUUAGGAUAAAGGUGAAGACAUUUUAAAUACAAAUUUUUGAAAUAAUAUAUAAUUAAAAUAAGUGAGUUUUUUUGUGAAUAACGAAUUUGGACAUAUCAUUUCGUGACCAGCGAAAUUCGACGAAUUUUUCAAAGUCUGGUGCUUUGUAAAGUGACUUCAAUCGUGUCUGAUGAGGAGGACAUACGCAAGGACGUACAUUGAAACGGAAGGACAUUGAAUAUUCUCACAUUCCUCGGUCAUAUUCUUCAGUCAACAAAGGUCUUUCCGCCUCUCCAUUAUCUAUCUCAUUGACGGACUUAUGACUGGUUUAAAGUAAUAAGAAUCGAAGCGGCUUCCAAGGUCGAUCGAGGCCAAAUGGAAUCAUUGAAUCAGAAUCGCGACGCCUUCGGUAUGGCUGCUACAGAUACCUGGUUCCCUCAUGUCAUGGACAACGCCACGCAAAACGCCAUGAUCGAUGCGGAAUUUUCAAGAUUCCCGAAACCUUUGAGAACUUUUGCGGCAGUAGUGGCGAUCAUCAUCAUGCUUAUUGGUCUAGCUGGUAAUUUACUGACGAUUGUUGCUUUAUGUAAAUAUCCCAAAGUUCGCAACGUUGCAGCGGCUUUUAUUAUAAGUUUAUGCAUCGCGGACUUUGUGUUUUGUCUGCUGGUGUUGCCGUUCGAUUCCAUCAGAUUUGUCAACGCCAGCUGGACGGACAUCCGAUUCUUCUGUGUCUUCGUGCCUUUCUUCAGGUACGGAAACGUCGGUGUGAGUCUUCUGUCUGUAGCAGCUAUCACUAUCAACAGAUACAUUAUGAUAGCACAUCACGCCAUAUAUGGCAGAGUUUAUAAGAAAUUUUGGAUCGCCGCGAUGAUAAUUUUUUGCUGGGUGUUCUCUUACGGGAUGCAGAUACCUACGUUGUUAGAAGUGUGGGGUAAAUUCGAUUAUGAUAACAAUCUCGAAACUUGCUCCAUCGUCAAGGAUCGUAAUGGUCAUACCCCCAAGACAUUUCUCUUCAUCAUGGGAUUCCUAAUACCCUGUGUGGUGAUCGUCGGCUGUUACGCCAAGAUAUUCUGGGUGGUGCACAAAUCAGAAUCGCGAAUGCGAAAGCACACUACGCCAACGAUAAAAUCCCCUCAUACGCCUGGGAAAGACAUCAGGGAGCUGAAGCAGAAGCGUAGCGAGUGGAGAAUCACGAAGAUGGUUCUGGUGAUCUUCAUCAGCUUCCUCGCGUGCUACCUGCCGAUCACCAUCGUCAAGGUGGCCGACGCGGAGGUCAGAUGUCCCGAAUGUCACGUUUUGGGAUACCUGCUUUUGUACUUCGCGUCAUGCGUGAAUCCGAUCAUCUACGUGAUCAUGAACAAGCAGUACAGACAGGCGUAUGCCGGGGCGAUUGGUUGCUCGUGGAUAAGGGCGAGCUUGACGCCAUAUGGCAGCAGCGCGCCGGGUGCUGGUCUUCAGGCUCAUCAUCAGGACUACGUCCAAGAUUAUUCGAAGGACUUCAGUAAAACGAUGGUGUCGACGGUCUCUAUCGCUAUGAAUCCUGUGAGAAAUUCGCAACUCCAGGACGAGCUGUAAUAGACUGAGACGAAAAGAACGAGAAGAUAUCAAACGUUUUUCGACAAACAAGAUAUCAACGUUCUUCUGUUGAAAGAAGAUAAAAGAGAGAGAAAGAAGAGCUUUGUGACUGUGUUAUCGAACCAUUCGUAUUUUCGUAUCACGUUCACAGUAUGAUAUAAUAAUAUACGUUCUAUAAAUUAUUUAUUCUUUCGCAAAACAGC